Camellia sinensis is the source of this 1699-nucleotide messenger RNA. The record is from RefSeq and is a predicted model, not a curated record. NCBI's taxonomy places the organism in Eukaryota, Viridiplantae, Streptophyta, Magnoliopsida, Ericales, Theaceae.
CCCCCAUACAGGGCCAAUUCUCUCUCUACUCUUCUCCAAAUCUACUGAAAAAAAAAAAAUGGAAACAGGCGAGAACUGUUCUAUUUCCGACUGGGAUCGACCCUUAACGGACCAAGAACUCGAAGCCAUCGAAGCUGCAUUCCGAUCCGCUACUACCUCAUCAUCUUCGACUUCUUCUCCAAUCAAGCAACGCCACGUUCCCACUCGGAACGACGGCGGAGACGGAGACCGCCCGACGGCUCGGCGGCGGUUGCCGGGCUCGAUCGCCAGUGAAUUCCGCAGAGGCGAUGGCUCUGGAAGUGAGAGCAAUUCGAUGAUGUGCGUCUCAGAUUCGUUCUCUCUAUUGCGGUGUCCGAGGAAUCGAUUUUUUGAUGCCUGUCAUUCUUCAACUCCAGGUAAAUGUUUUUAUUUUGCUUUAUUUUAUUUUUUGUCUCUCAUAUUUGAUUGGCUGUUGAAGAUUCCUUUUCUUGAGUGUUUAAUUUUGGAAUGUCAGCAUUUAGAGUGUAGACCGUAUUUCUAUUGCCAGAUCAUUACAGAAAGAAACAUGAUCUCUGCAGGUGUUUCACCUGGAAAGGCUGCAGUUAUGCAGAUAUGUGGGGACACUGGUCAUUGUUAUGUGAUGCAUAUAAUUCAUUCUGGAAUUCCUCAAAAUUUGCAAGCUCUUCUUGAAGAUCCUACUUCUGUGAAGGUGGGGGUGGGCAUUGUCAAUGAUGCUUUUAAGGUUUUCAAAGAUCAUAAUGUAUCUAUAAAAGGUUUGGAAGAUCUGUCUGGGCUAGCCAACCAAAAGCUUGGUGGAGAUCCGAAGAAGUGGAGUCUGGCAUCACUAACUGAAAUGCUUAUCUGCAAACAGCUUCCAAAGCCUGAAAAAAUUAGACUGGGAAACUGGGAGGCAGAUUUUUUAUCGAAGGAACAACUAGAAUAUGCUGCCACUGAUGCUUUUGUUUCUUGGUACCUACAUCAGGCGCUGAAUUGUCUCCCCGAUGCCGCUGAUAACAAAUGUGAAGAACUGGGAAAUGAGCCAUUACAAUGAUUGUUGUACUUUUAUUUAUUUAUUAUUUUACAGAUAGUUAUGUCGGCAUUGUCUUGUUGCUACAGAGUACUCAACAUCAGCUGUUAUUGUUGAAUUAACACAAUUUUCGAAUCCUGUUAGUAAAAAAAUAUCUAUUCAAUGGGGUCACCACCAUUGAUGAGAGAGGUCAUGGUAUUGUCCGAAUUUGAUCCGAAAAUGUGGGGUUAUCUCUGGGGCGGAUCAUGUUGAAGCUGUUAGUGCAUGGGAAGCAGUUCAAUUCACAACAGUUUGUGGCCUUCGUGUGUCUUCAAAUUACAGCGCAUGAGGCUGGGUUGCAAUGUAUGGACGUGGACAAGGUUCCACCAUCAGAUUUCAUUCUCAUGUUGUCUGAAGCAAUGAACUCUUUGUAAUCUUUUGGCUUGAUGCCCACAAUUGGAAAAAAAGAAAAGAAAAAAGAGUAGUGCUGAAAUUGCUAGAUUAUUCUUCAUAUAAUUAGAUUGUUAAAUGAUCUAUAAUAUUCAACAAGCUCUGCAACGCUUGGAGUUUUUCCUAGUAUGGCUUAAGUAGGCUAUGUGUAUGCUUAGGGCUGUGUAAUUUGCUUUUCCUGUGACGCAGAACAAAACAGUUAUGAAAAGGUGUUUUGGUUUUGGAAUGAAUUGUUAGAGCCUGAUUUUGAUGCUUUCGGAUGUA